Molecule: messenger RNA, 2356 nt
Organism: Haliotis rufescens (red abalone)
Lineage: Eukaryota; Metazoa; Mollusca; Gastropoda; Lepetellida; Haliotidae
Product: telomerase Cajal body protein 1-like
Exons: 13
Coding region: 280-2307 (675 amino acids)
Biological process (GO): Cajal body organization
Cellular component (GO): Cajal body
Molecular function (GO): RNA binding; protein binding
Source: RefSeq, a predicted model, not a curated record
CGUAACUCUGUGAAAAUUGUAAACAACGUGCCUUUUGCGCGGAGGCAUACUUGAAACAAUUUAGGAAAAACGUUAUCGGCGGAAAUUGGAUGUAAUCUACAAAGAUUGUGCUGUCAACAUGUUUUGAAAUAGUUUACCGAUAAAUGCAUUACAAAUAGAAGAUUGUGAGUGACUACAAAGCUGCCAGGUGUUAACAAUUUGUGAAGUGGAAUUUAACCACAAGAAGACACCCACAGGAUCCGUUUGUAAUGCCUGAAGACAGCAUUGAGACCCAGUGUCAUGUCUGAGGAAAGUAGUCAGCCCAGCACACAAGCCCUGAUAUGUGACAUAGACGACAUAGUGAAAUCAAGUACAGGUCAGUCCCAACCAGAACUCAACUCCCAGCAACUGAUGGAGGGCAUUGACCAAGCCCUGUCAGAGGGCAACAACAGGUCCACACCUGGGGAUGCUGUCGAGAUGAAGUCCCCAGAUGUACAACACACCCCAAAAGGGAGUGAGGAAGUUGUAGGUCAACCUGAGGAACAUGACGUGGUCAGCAAACAAGACAAGAUGGACGAACUGUCUGCCUUACCCUCACAAGACUCUUCCAAAUGUGAAUCCCAGACAUCAUCCAACAUAACCCUGUCUGGUAAAGUGGACCCUUCCAAGUUAGUCAAUACAUCUGAAGAAGAUUUGCUUGGAAUCGGAGGUUCGUAUCCAUCCAAAGAGGUCGAGACCUUCUCUGUCCCACAAGGAACCCAGCCUUUUGGCGUAGAACAUUCACAGGAGACUCCAUCCAUCAUAGAACAAGAGCCUCCUUCAGCUAUGGACCAGGAGGCUCCAUCAGAACACAGCUCAUUGGAUAAAUCAGAUUCUCCAAGUGUUAUUCCUUCAUCUCAAGGCUUUGCAUCCAGUAUGUUUUUGCCGAGAGUUAUGAGAAAUACAAAACAAUCCGAGCAUGAAGCUUCUAAACAGAUUGGAAAGCCAGUCAGUGAAGACAUUCCAGAAAAGUCAGAUUCUGUGGAUCACGAGGAUGUGCCAUCAGCAAAGAGGGCAAAGCUGCAGUCUGAGGAACCUGAUGGGCAAGACGAUAAACCUGAGGAUGUCAGAGUUAUCCCCCUUGAUUGUGCUGAGAAGGAAGCUACAAGCAUCCCGAGUGAAAGUGCUGAAGCUGACCUGGUGUUUGACUCGACUCCGUACCAGGUGUGUGGAAGCUGGGGGCAGUUUGAGCAGCCUGAGAACUACCUCCGGGGAUGCAAGUGGUCCCCUGAUGGUGCCUGCAUCCUGACCAACUCCAACGACAACAUCCUCCGUCUCUUCAACCUUCCAGAGGGCGUGUACACCGAUGUCCAGGAUAUUCCCGAGGACAUGGUUCCAGCCCUGAAGAUGAAAGAAUCGGAACUCAUCUAUGACUUCUGCUGGUAUCCCAUGAUGCAUUCCUCAGACCCAACUUCCUGCUGCUUUGUGAGUACGAGUCGGGAGACCCCUGUACACAUGUGGGACGCCUUCACAGGAGAACUCAGGUGCUCAUACCGAGCAUUCAACCAAGUGGAUGAGGUGACGGCAGCUCACAGUCUGGCCUUCAGUCCGGAUGGCAGGAAGCUGUACACCGGCUUCAACAAGAUGAUCCGAGUGUUCGACACAGCUCGCCCGGGACGGGACUUCCACAGUAGACCAACAUAUGCUAAACAAGGCCAGUGCGGGAUUAUCUCUUGUAUUGCUGUGAGCCCCACAGAGCAGGGCCUGUAUGCUGCCAGCUCGUAUUCUAGAAGUGUUGCUCUGUAUCAUGAACCAAAAGGUGACAUGGCCUGCAUGUUUCAAGGUCAGCAAGGGGGAGUAACUCACAUCAUGUUUUCCCCUGAUGGCAACAAGCUGUAUAGUGGAGGAAGAAAGGAUCCUGAAAUUGUUUGCUGGGAUUUGAGAAAGCCGGGAAAUAUUUUGUUUGUUGCCAUGAGACAAGUACAGACUAACCAGCGAAUAUACUUCGACCUGGACAGCACUGGGAGAUACCUAUUUUCUGGUAACCAUGACGGCACUGUGAGUAUCUGGGAUACCCUACAGCCCCCCGAGACUGGGAUGCCGGAUGAUGAGCCCCUCCUCAAGCCAGUGCUGAACUACCAGGCACACACCGACGUGGUCAACGGCCUCAGUGUUCACCGGACGAUGCCUUUGAUGUGCACCACCUCUGGACAGAGGCACUACCCCGCACUUGGCGACAGUGACGACUCGGACACAGAGACAGCACCCAGCAGCAGCAGCAGCAGCAUCGACUACAGCCUCCGUCUAUGGUAUUACCCUCAGUCAACUGACCAAGCCCCCUCCUCGUGAUGUCUUCACAUGCAUUGUACAUUGUAUGAAUAAACUUAUAUGAAUAUGA